AAGGAUAAAGGAUAGCCCCAGAUAACCAAGGUAGCGUCAGCAUCCUAGUUUCUCUAACACCGCUGUGAAACCAUCCCAUUUUCUGGAAUUGUAGAUAAGUAUCAAGACUGACUCCAGGGAUGUCUAGGCCCAUAGAGAAGCAGGUGGAUGAUGAUGCCAUAGAAAUAUAGUUUCUUUGUAAAUGGUAGUGUGUGUGUGUGUUUUAAGUAGCAAAUCACGUUGUACCUGAAUGCUUGAAAAGUAUAAGAACCGUGUGUAAAACCACAUUCCAGGUGCCUCAGUUUGAAUGAGACGCCUCAUGUGCAUGCAUAAAAGGAUUACUUUUGUAAUUCUGUACUGUGGGUCCUAGCCUCCCUCCUUGGUCAGUGUGGGCUGUAACAAGCCCUUGCAUAAAUGGGCCGAUGCAAAAUUUCUCUGUUUAGUUAAAGUAACCAAGUGGUUGCAGAGGUGGUUACUUAAGUGAGAAACAUGCAGUAUCUUUUCCCUGAACAUGCAAAGACAGGAGUUUGACAAUUUCUGGUACUGCUGGCUCUGCAUUGCCACUCUUCAGAGCUCUUCAGGUGGCUGUGGAUUUGAGAAGCAAUGGAAAUGUAGUUUGGUAGUGAACUGGUCAGGUCAAGGAUUGCAAAAACUGGGUCCGACCUUACCCUGUGAUGCUGAUACUCACACUCUGAUACUGGACAAAAACCAGAUAAUUAAAUUGGAACACUUGGAGAAAUGCAGGAAUCUGAUGCAGCUCUCUGUAGCCAACAAUCGUUUGGUGCGAAUGAUGGGUGUAGCAAAACUGACUAAGCUCCGGGUGCUAAACUUGCCUCAUAAUAGUAUUGGUUAUGUGGAAGGGCUGAAGGAUUUGGUGCACCUGGAAUGGCUGAACUUGGCAGGAAAUAACCUUAAGGCCAUUGAACAAAUCAAUUCCUGUCUAUCUCUUCAGCAUCUUGAUUUGUCAGACAAUAACAUAGCUCAAUUAGGCGAUCUCUCCAAGCUUACGUCGCUGAAGACUCUCUUGCUACAUGGAAAUAUUAUAACUUCACUUCGCACUGCCCCUGUUUGCCUACCUCAGAAUCUGACUGUUUUUUCUUUGGCAGAAAAUGAAAUCAGAGACUUAAAUGAGGUUUCUUUCCUGGCCUCUCUUUGUCAAUUGGAACAGUUGUCCAUUAUGAACAAUCCUUGUGUGAUGGCCACACCUUCCAUCCCUGGCUUUGACUACAGGCCAUAUAUUGUCAGCUGGUGUCUGAACCUUAAAGUUCUUGACGGAUAUGUGAUUUCUCAGAAGGAGAGUUUGAAAGCAGAAUGGCUCUACAGUCAAGGUAAAGGAAGAUCGUAUCGACCUGGGCAGCAUGUUCAGCUGGUCCAGUACUUGGCUACUGUUUGUCCUCUUAUAUCUACAUACGGUCUCCAGACUGAAGAGGAUGCCAAACUAGAAAAAAUACUGAGUAAGCAAAGGCUCCACCAGAGGCAGUUGAUGCAUCAAAACCAAAACGAAGGACCACCUACAUCUUCUACUCCCAACAAAAUGCUGCCAGUUACUUAUGAACACAGCAGUCCAGCCCAGCCACCGCAGAUAGUUCUUGAAAGUGAACCUAUCAUCCAGAAGAAUUCUUGGGUUGGACCAAGUACAAACGAUGAUCAUUCCUAUGCAGUAAAGAACACUUUUCUUCUUGAAAGAAGUUUUCGCAAGGAGCUAUACCUUGAAGAUAUACAGACAGAUGAAGACAAACUAAACAGCAGCCUUUUAUCCUCAGAGUCUACUUUCAUGCCAGUUGCUUCAGGAUUGUCUCCAGUGUCUCCUACUUCAGACCUGAAGCUACAUGGAAUCAAUUUGGGCCUAGAAGAUGAUGAUACAGUGAUUGAAUGUGUAAGCGAUAUUAAUAGCAGAGAAACAGCUAACAAGCAAGAAGCUUCAUGUAUUACAGGAGAGCACUCCAGCAGAAGAGUGGGAAGCAUGGAAUCUCAAGAGGAUAUGCUGUUGACCUCUGAUCCAGUAACAGCGAGCCUGAUGGCUAAUAAUAGCAACUCUUCAGCAUCUUCUGACGACCAAGUUCUGCAUAGUCACCCCAGCACCUCAGUAGGUGCUGAAUCGGGAGUUACAACUCUCUGUCUUGACCAGAGGGCAGGAGAAAGUUCUGAUGCAUUAGCUGUUGCUGAUCAAGGCGCAGGUGAACUACAAAGAAUGACUAAAGCAGCUACCAAGCUUCAAGCCUGCUGGAGAGGAUUUUAUACGAGGAACUACCAUCCCAGAGCCAAGGAAGUGCGGUAUGAAAUUCGGCUAAACAGAAUGCAGGAGCAUAUAAUUUGCUUAACUGAUGAAAUAGAAAAACUAAGAAAAGAAAGAGAGGAAGAUAAGAUUCAGAGGCUUGUACAGGAGGAAGCUGUCAGAUUUCUUUGGAACCAGGUUAAAUCCCUUCAACAAUGGCAGCUUUCAGUGACACAAAAUGUAGGUGCCACUUGGCAACCUGGGAUCCCUUCAGCUGGUACUUUCUGUCCAUCCGAGCCAUCUACUCGAUCAUCCGCGCUUGAGCAAGAAACCCCACCAGCUGUUAGUUCUGCUUGGUUAGUUCCAGCUAGUGAUGUUCUUCAGGAAAAGUCUUUGUUGCAGUUCCCAGAUUCUGGUUUUCAUUCUUCCAUGGCUGAUCAGACUCAUGCCAGUGACUUUUGUAGCUCUGAAAAGAGUUUAACAGAAGGGACUGAGAGCUCUCUUUCAAUGGAAACUGUCAAACAAUGUGGCCAUUCUGUUUCAUCAUAUUCCUCAGAUGUAGAGGAUGGCUGUGGGGAAUGUGGGCAAAGUAAAGAGAGUAAUGAGCAGGACAACGGACUAAUACAGCAGUAUUUGGAAUCUGUUCAGCAGCUGGAAGAGGCUGAUGAAGGAACACAUUGCAAUGAUGAAACAGACGGUAGCUGGCCGCCGAUCGCUGUUUCAGCAGAAAGCCAAGAUUCUUCAUUUGACGCUGUCUCUGUAGACCUCCCUCAAGAUACAUCUUCCCCUGCCCGCAGUGAAAUCAGUCAGGCACCAGAAAGCUGCAAACUGAAUUCAGGAAUGGUAGAAGGGAAGCAAACGGACUGCGAUUCUUCAUUUCAGAUGCUGCAUGUUGGGAUAGCUGUAUAGUAGGCUCAGUUUCACAAAGGCCUAGGGAUUCCAUUUCACUUUCCUUUCUCUUUCUUUUUUCCAUUUGUAUAAAACUGAUUUUUCAUGUGUGCUGUUUUAGACUUUGACUCAUGUUACCAAUUAUUGUUUUCAUUAUUAUUUUAUUGAUGUUGCUGAGAACUGACACUAACUAUGCUAAUUUGAAAUCAGCAAAAUUCUCAGUGACAGUCAUUAUGCACUUUAUUUUCAAACAUAAAACCGAUAUCCUAAUACCUGGCUUCCAUUAAAUUAAUUCUGAAGAUUGGGCAUGUUGUUGGGGAGCAUGUUUGCUGUAAAUUCACUGUGGUGAAUGUGUUAGUAAGUCUUUGAAUUUUUUUCUAAAAAGCAGGAUUGAGUUCUUACUUUGCAAAGAGAAGGAAACAAUAUGGGAAGAAACGGGGUCAAUAUAGGCAGCGUGUGCGUGUAUGGAUACAACCUAAUGAGAAAGAUGAAAGUAGUUGCCUUUCGGACUUCUUUUGACUUUAACAAGAGUAGUUUGGUUAGUGUUUCAAAGCUGCAUUCCAUGAAACCAGUGUCCAAGUCAGUAACUUCUUUUUGUCAUUUACUUGAAGCUACUGGCUAGGAAUUAGGUCAUUUAUAUACACACUGAAACAAGGACUUACAGGAUUCAGACCUUAGGGAGCUUCAAACAAACUUUGACCUUUGUUUGCCCUGGGGUUGAAUUUCCCUGCUUUCUCAGGUAAGACUCAAAGUGUAACCAGUAGCAGCCUUUACUAAAUAAGAAUUUCAAAAGGGCAUGUGAAAUUCUUCAGCAGCAAACUUGGUGACGUGUGUUUUGCCUCCAAAAGGAUGGUAAUGUCAUUUUGGGAUUUGGAUCUGCAUGGCUUUCAAGACAUUAGUGCGUUUGAUGGAUCACAACUACUUCUAUCUACAGGUAUAAAUAUUAAAAGCAAAUGCCAUGACUUAAAACUAUUUCUUGACAUCUCUGUUGGGUUUUUUGUUUAUUUUUAUUUUUUUCUCUGUAUGCCUAGUAUUUGACAUUCUAAUUAGAUGUGGAUAAAAAGCUGUAUUUCUUCCCUGUUGGCAAAUGUGCUAAUUUACCUAGGCUAUGCUUUCCACUUAAACACUGGGUAAGCAGUAGGGUUUCUAUCUUGCCUAGCCGUCGCCAUACUGGUUUUUUUAAUGGAAAAAGAUCAGGUAUCUUAGUGUACUGCAAAAGUGGCAAGGGAAAUCUGUUUUGCCAUGUGAUUUGUGAUGGACACUAGUAAAAUAAAAGUUGAUGUUGUGACUUCUAGGGGUCAGUUCAGUUUGCUAAUACUGCAUUUUGCAAUGUGUACUGGAAGGCCAGUGUUUCACUAGUUUGCUAAUAUUAAUUUCUCAAAUAUAAAGACACAUGCAUAUUAUAAUUCUGUGUAGCCAUAGGUUAACUUCUGGUGCUAUGGUGUCAUUAAAAUCAACUAGUACUGUUUUAAAGUGACUCUUAUGGCCCUAUUACCAUGUAAAAUAAUUUAAAUUUUGUAAACGCUUUGGUUGCUUGUCUACUUUUAGGUUCUGAGCUGAAAUUUACCACUACUCAGGAGUUUGGCAUGAGGCCAGUAUCCGCUUGAGGCCUCAAAAUAGCCUUUAUUUAGGACAUAAAUGGUGUAUUGGCCUUGUACCAGACAUCUGCCCAGUGGUGAAGUUCACCUUGGAAGAAUAAAGCUUGCCUCUGUGUAAAGAGUAGCCAUCAUCUCUUUUUCCCCACCCCCCAAAAGAAUAAGUUCUAGGGCACUAACUUCUCCAAAGUGCCGUCAUUGCAGUCAAGCUGACAUUUGACUGUGCCUUGCAUACAUGACAGUGUUUUAAAAAAAAAAACCAAAACCAAACCAAAAAACAAUGGAGGCGGUAGAUUCUUAAUGUGCUAUCUUUCUAACUCAGUCUACUUACAGCAUGUUUGUAGCAUAACCAUAUUCAUAAUUAGAUCUUAGAGCAUGAGUGUGCUUGGGUAUUGAAAGUGGUACAGGCGUAUUAAUGUAUCACAGCAUCUAAUUAACUGUGCAAAGAAAUGUGUAGUCUACGUGAUCAUACCCUUGUCAUCUGAAGGUUCUCAACUUGGAUUUAAAUCUGCCAUGCUUGGAGAUCUCUGCAGUUCAUAGGAUUUGACGGUCAAUCUGUUAUAAAAAAAGAUCUUGUGUAAACCUUUAAAGAGACUUUCUUUGAGGUUUGAGAGAGAAAUUAUUUCUGUCUGUGAAACAGUUGUUGGACUGUACACUCUGGAGGCAGUGGUUAGGUGUAAUAAAACAAUAAGUUCUCUUUUGUGGCAGGGUGCUGUAUUAACGUACUUACUGAAGACACCGAGGGAUCAUAUAUAUUUUGCUAUUUUCUAUUACUGUCACUUUUACUGCAGAAUUAGAGGAGAAACAACUUUAAUUUUGGAGGUGUCAAAGGGGGAAAACCUGGUGAAACUUUUUCAUGGAAACCCUAGGUGUUUCUUGACAUUUCCCCUGUUAUUAGGGCUUGCAAACAGAAACACAAGAUGACUUAUUUUAACUAAUGCCUAGGUUAAUUGUUGGCUUUUUUAAACUUGUAUAUCCAAGAGUGAUUUCAUGAAGGUACAGCAAAGUGUGUACUGACACAUAAUCAGCUUUAACUUACUCUUUUGAGGAAGCUGAGAAAUAUGAAAGACUUUUUUUCUGAUGUUCUGAAAAGUAUCUUGCAUGUGUAGAAGAUGAGUUGCCUAAAUAUACAGAAAUCAUAAAGAAUGGUGAAGUUUUGGAUUAGUUUUUACAGGGUUAAAUGUAAUUAGUUUGUAUAUACACAAAAUAUUUUCAUCCUGACUAUUAAAAUACAUACAGAGAAAGACAUAAUGGGAGAUAGAGUGGAAAAAUAACAAAUCAAACUGGAUGCAUAUUUUAAAAUGGUUUCUUUCAGUCUGUUUUGAGCUUUCAAAGAAUCAUGAUAUGGAAAUACCGUAGUUUAAUAUAUGGCUUAACAUUUACUCUUCUUUGUGUAAGUUUUCUUAAUCUAGGUAUGUAAUAUUGUUUUCCCCAGAUAGGGAUGCACAGCUCCCUUCGGAGAUGAUGGGAAUUUCAUAAAGGAAUCUGAAAGCCUAAUAUAUGAAAAUCCAUGUCUGAAAUUUUCCUGUAUUAAUAUUUUAUGUCUUACAGCAUUUUCCUUUUGCAAGGCUUCAUAUUCACCAGAAGAAUGUACUUUGCAGAAGGAAAAGCUUGCCUGUUGUAUUUUAUCCUGGACUGAUCCUCCAGUGUUGAUGGAAGAGAUUACUAAUGGUUAUUUGUCAGGCAAUGUUGUCAGCUCUGCCGUGAGUACAGUUUAAGUGCUUCUUUAAUUUGCUUUAGCAAAAUCAGUUAAAUAUAGCUCAGACUAACUAUUUAAACUAUGCCACACAGCUAGUUUUGCCCCAAAUGAGAUGGUUGGCACAUGCAAACCUCUUUCAGCCAGUCUCUGGCAGAAAUCAUCCUUUUCCUCCUUUUCUGAAGAUAGGGUACAAGGGGGAAGGUGGGAAUGCAUUUAUCUGUGUUUUCAGGUUUGGUCUGUGAUAGCAAUCAGAAAAGAGUUGGUGUUACCACUUCAAUUUUUUUCCAGUUGUUUCUAUAGUUUACAUGCUUCAAUCUUUCAUGUACUCAAGAAUGUAAUUUUUCUACUGUGUGUAAUAUUUGAUAGACACUGUUCUAGAUGGUAUUUCGAAAGGGAGAAUAUCCUGAAAGCAGUCCUGUUCAUAUUUUAUAUUUCAAGGGGUUUUUUAAGAUACUUGGAUUGCGUUGAUUUCUCUCUGUUAGAUAACUUCUUUAUAAAAGAAAACCACAAGGCAAUGCCUCAUUAAUGAAAGUAAGUACACUUCUCUUUCUGCCACCUUCUAUGAACUGACCUAAUGGUCACAACUCUUUAGUACCUAAAGCUGUAAUUUAAAUGAAUGGCAGAUUUAGCUGCUGAGUGAAAGCAGCAACUCUAAUGUGGGUUUUUUUGUGGUGACUAUUCCUGUGUGGUGCUAUUUCGUAAAAAAGGAUGUGUUGCAAGGAUGGAAUUUUUAAAACGUGCUGAACAUUGGCCUCACUCUGCUUUCACUUCCUUAAAAGAAGCAGGGUCAUGCUUAAGUUGAGUCCUUGUGAACUGGCUGUCUAAAUUGGGAUUUUAUCGUAUUUACACCUCCAGAAGUGUUCUUAUUGCCACAAAGCGAGAAGGCAUUAAGACAGCAAAUUUUAUUUUGUUGCUUCUAAAACACAGAUAUCUUUCAGCAAAUACUUGAGAAAGUCUUUGUUAAACUAAAUUGCAGAAGCUUAACCAUUUGUUUAUAGUUAAGUUCCUUAAACUACCAUAGAUUCUACUAUUUGCAUGCAGCAAAUUAAAUAAUGCACUUAGCAGCCAGUCUAUCUGUAUAUAAAAACCAAGUUUGGUUCUUUUUCUGAAUAAUGUUGUAUGUCAUUGAGCUUGCAAAUUGUUUCUGUUUUUUAUGAAUUUGUAUAUAUUGUCUGAAGAACGCUAAUCUUAAUUUCUACUUGUAGUAGGUUGUUUGAUGAACAAAAAUGGAAGAUAAAUUCCUUUGAGACUACCUGGGUACUUUUUACUGGACUUGAAGUUACAGUGUGUCUCAUACAGAUACACUUUUUCCUGAGAGGAUAGAAAUGUAGCAUUUAGUGGAGACUGACUGUACGACAAUAAGAACUGGUCAGUUCCCCUGCUUUUAGCUACUGGAAAAGAGACUUUUUUUCUGUUGUAUUAACUCCUCCCCCCCCCCCCCCCCCCCCCCCCCGAGGACUGUGCCACCCAAAUAAGUAAGCAUCAAAUACACAUGAAGUCUUUUAAAAAGUUUUCUUUCCUAGUUACUGUUUGGGUUUUUUUUCCCCCCAGUUUGGCUUUCUAGGACAAGUUACUGAAAGACACUUGCUUUCUAUAUGUCUGCUAAACAGUUGGGACUUUCUGUCUAUUUUUAAAUGCUUUCUUUAUGUCAGCAAUGCAAAAAAACACAGGAUCCUUUUCUUGCAAAAGCAUAAAACAGUAUUUAUCAAGAAAGGUGCUUUAUCUCUUGGAAAGUGCCAUGCCAAAUUUUAUUGUAUAAAAGCUCUCAAUAACAAACUUCUUUUCUGGCUUCAUUACAUUUAUAAGUAUAUGGGCCAAAUUAACUUGUAGCAUAAUUCUACUGAACUAAAUUUUGUUGAGGCUUUCACAGUAAUAUUCUACCUCUAAACUAGAAUUUGAAAAAAAAAACAAAACCAAAACCCAACAAUUAGGCAUUGAUGUAUCUUUCUACUUCUCACUAUUUUCUGUGAAAAAUGGUGGGUGGUUAAAUUGGUACAGUUCGUAUAUUUUCUAUAAGUGUUGACAUUUCUGGAUUUAUUGUUUCUUAAAUAUUUUGUUUGUACCUCUGAGUUUU
This is a messenger RNA of Grus americana (Whooping crane), 8450 nucleotides long. It is a transcript of the gene CEP97, whose product is annotated as centrosomal protein 97. Bases 491 to 3103 code for a protein of 870 amino acids. The transcript has 11 exons. NCBI's taxonomy places the organism in Eukaryota, Metazoa, Chordata, Aves, Gruiformes, Gruidae. Gene Ontology annotation, molecular function: protein binding. The record is from RefSeq and is a predicted model, not a curated record.